AUGCGAGCUGGCAGUGUUAGGGAGCGAGGCAGCUCUGAGGGCGUGAGGGAGAGCGGGAGGUGCAAGGCGACGCCGAAGGCCAGUGAGCAGGGGCUCAUUGCGGCCGAAGGGACCGUGGAGGCCAUUCUGGCUGCGGAGGCUGAGGCCCUGCGAUGGUCCCUGGUUCCGGGCCGCCAGCUCCCCACUGUUAUCAGCUUUUACAGUGGACUUGUUCCGUUUGCACCCACUUUGCCUCCCGAGGUGAAGCGGAGCUGCCCUUCAUGUGGCCCAGAGCCUGGGGGUGAAGAGAAGAAGGGGAGAGGGAACCCUAUUUCAGUUCAGUUGUUUCCCCCAGAGCUGGUGGAGCAUAUCAUCUCGUUCCUCCCAGUCAGAGAUGUAGUCGCCCUUGGCCAGACCUGCCACUACUUCCGAGAAGUGUGCGACACUGAGGGCGUGUGGAGACGCAUCUGUCGCAGGCUCAGUCCUCGCCUACGAGAACAGGGUUCCGGGGUCCGGCCGUGGAAGAGAGCUGCCAUUCUUAACUACACAAAGGGCCUGUAUUUCCAGGCAUUUGGGGGCCGCCGCCGCUGCCUCAGCAAGAGUGUAGCCCCCUUGCUAGCCCACGGCUACCGCCGCUUCUUGCCCACCAAGGACCACGUCUUCAUUCUCGACUACGUGGGGACCCUCUUCUUCUUCAAAAAUGCCCUGGUCUCCUCCACCCUUGGCCAGAUCCAGUGGAAGCGCGCCUGCCGCUAUGUUGUGUUGUGUCGCGGAGCCAAGGAUUUUGCCUCGGACCCAAGAUGUGACACAGUUUACCGUAAAUACCUCUAUGUAUUGGCCACUCGGGAGCAGCUGGGAGUGGCAGGCACGACCGGCAGCCGGGCCUGCGACUGUGUCGAGGUCUAUCUGCAGUCCAGUGGGCAGCGGGUCUUCAAGAUGACCUUCCACCACUCCAUGAGCUUCAAACAGAUUGUGCUGGUUGGUCAGGAGACCCAGCGGGCUCUGCUGCUCCUCACAGAGGAAGGAAAGAUCUACUCUUUGGUAGUGAAUGAAACCCAGCUGGACCAGCCACGCUCCUACACAGUUCAGCUGGCCCUGAGGAAGGUGUCCCAUUGCCUGCCUCACCUGCGUGUGGCCUGCAUGGCUUCCAACCAGAGCAGUACUGUCUACAUCACAGACCAGGGGGGAGUGUAUUUUGAGGUGCACACCCCAGGGGUGUAUCGUGAUCUCUUUGGGACCCUUCAAGCCUUUGACCCCCUGGACCAGCAGAUGCCGCUUGCUCUCUCACUGCCUGCCAAGAUCCUUUUCUGUGCUCUUGGCUAUAAUCACCUUGGCCUGGUGGAUGAAUUUGGCCGAAUCUUUAUGCAGGGAAAUAACAGAUAUGGGCAGCUGGGAACAGGGGACAAAAUGGACCGAGGGGAACCCACACAGGUACAUUAUCUGCAAUGCCCCAUUGCCCUGUGGUGCGGCCUCAACCACUCCCUGGUGCUGAGCCAGGGCUUGGACUUCAGCAAGGAGCUGCUGGGCUGUGGCUGUGGGGCUGGAGGCCGCCUCCCCGGCUGGCCGAAGGGGAGUGCCUCCUUCGUCAAGCUCCAUGUCAAGGUCCCUUUGUGUGCCUGCUCCCUCUGCUCUACCAGAGAGUGCCUCUACAUGCUGUCCAGCCAUGACAUCGAGCACCAUCCCGCCUAUCGGGACCUACCGGCCAGCAGGGUGGUGGGGAACCCCGAGCCCAGCCCAGGGGCCGGAGCACCCCAGGACCCUGGUGGGACAGCCCAGGCCUGUGAGGAGUACCUCAGCCAGAUCCAUAGUUGCCCCACGUUGCAGGACCGCAUGGAAAAGAUGAAGGAGAUCGUGGGCUGGAUGCCCUUGAUGGCUGCACAGAAGGAUUUCUUCUGGGAGGCCCUGGAUAUGCUGCAGACGGCUGCUGGAGGGGUUGGCGAAGGCCCCCCAACCCCUGAUAGCUGACCCCUCUCUCCUACUCUCCCCCCUAGAGGGAGAGUCUGGCUCUGGGCCAGGGGCACACACUGUGUGUGUGCAUGGGGAGGAGGACAUAGCGGGGUGAGGACUGUUUUCUAAAAUGUUCAGAGGGCUGCCCAGGAGGGGCCCCCAACCUGACUAUCAUGGACAAGAGAUUUGAUGGACAAAUAGAAUAAAAGGCUGAAAUGAG
Molecule: messenger RNA, 2146 nt
Organism: Equus quagga
Lineage: Eukaryota; Metazoa; Chordata; Mammalia; Perissodactyla; Equidae
Gene: FBXO24
Product: F-box protein 24
Exons: 11
Coding region: 1-1944 (647 amino acids)
Molecular function (GO): protein binding
Source: RefSeq, a predicted model, not a curated record